Lentinula edodes (shiitake mushroom) is the source of this 2385-nucleotide messenger RNA. RefSeq lists its product as uncharacterized. Gene Ontology annotation, cellular component: exon-exon junction complex. Gene Ontology annotation, molecular function: mRNA binding. NCBI's taxonomy places the organism in Eukaryota, Fungi, Basidiomycota, Agaricomycetes, Agaricales, Omphalotaceae. Gene Ontology annotation, biological process: mRNA processing. Bases 1 to 2385 code for a protein of 794 amino acids. The record is from RefSeq and is a predicted model, not a curated record. The transcript has a single exon.
AUGUCUGCUCAAGUAGCGUCAUCUACCUCUGCCACAGCGAGGAAUAUGGCCGAUAAUGAUUCUACUUCACGUACCGGUGGCUCUCAAGGAAAGAGGAGAAGAUUUAUUCGACGAAGGGGAAGAAAGCCAAGUCUGGACAGUGACGAUGAAGUCGAGAGGGAGGUCAGGACUGACUCUGAAUCUGAAGAUGACCUGUCUUCAUCCGACUCUACAUCUGACUCUGACACUGAACCAGCUUCGGAAGACGUCCAACCCAAUGAACAACCCAGAGUCCUCACGCCAAGCACGAGUCAGAGCCCAGAAGGUGCCUCUCAUCUCCUCGUAAACGGCCAUAGUCAGCCUUUUUUCGGAAGCUCCGGGAACUGGUCGGAAAUGGUUGCAAAUGAGGCUGAGCAUGGUCCCGAGAACCUUCCCGUCAUUGACUUCACCGAACUUGAUAGCCAGGUGCUUCCCCUACCCAAUCAAUCGCGGAAAUCGAAGAAAAACCAAAAACAUAUUAAUAAUCGUUCCUCUGUCCCCUCUUUGCUUACUUCACCUGCUCAACCGCAAACUGCGGACGAACUAGAGGAGUCUCAAGAGUCUCGUGCGCCAUCUUCUCAUUUUACACCUCGGCGGCCUCCUGGUCAAAGUGCACGCCAGGCUUAUCAGCAACGGUUAGAAGCUGAUCCUUCUUAUGUCCCUACUGUCGGCGAAUUCUGGGGGCACGACGAUAGAUUACUGGACAAGAACUUGAGAAGCUUGAGUGGGUGGUGGCGAGGCCGUUGGCAGGGUGGAAUGAGAGGUCGUGUAGGAUUUAGUCGUGGCUCUUUUCGUGGGCGAGGCGGAUUCCUUGGGAGCCCCUUUGCUGGCAAUUCUACCGCAGAGCAAGAUACGGAAGAGGAUGGCGCUCAACCGGUGGAUCAGGCUUGGACGCACGAUGGAUUCGAAGAGUUGAAACGGAACGAGCAGGAGCACAGCAGUUCAUCGCAUCAACAGGCUCAAACCCAGACUCCACCAUCUCGUGGAUUUGACACUGCUCUGGGUCGGGGAGGAUCUUUCAUAGGUCGAGGGGGACGAGGGGGCCGUGGCGCAUUUUCCCCACCAUUCAGAUCCCGUCAAACACAUGCUCCUGAUCCUGCCCGGGUCUGGUUCUUGAAAAAACCAGAACACAUGUGGACGAAACAAGCAGAGGCAUUUCUUUUCUCGGACUUUUCGUGGAAACCACGAGCAGGUCAUCCAGCCUCCAUACGCGUAAAACUACCCAGUCAGAAAACUGCCUCUGUCCGUGUUCCAAUACAAUCAGUUCCUCGAGCGUCUACGUCCAAACACCCUAACACGAGCCCUGAAUCUGAUAGUGGAGACAAAGUACUUGUCGUGCGUCUGCCCAAGUCUGUGCCUACCGGACAGCCUGUGGUAGCAGAGACGAUUUCCCACCCUCCACGAAUUGACGAACCUUCAAUUGAAGAAGUAUUCACAGUCAGACCUCAACUCGUAUCGCCCAAACUCAUUCCACUACCGGAGCAGCAACCAGCAAUCAAAGAAGCAUCGGUCACUUUACCCAAUGGAGCACACACUGUGUCGUCAUCCAUUUCAUCCGUUGAUCCGGCGAUUCAGCAGAAGCUCGAACAACUGUCGCUCGAGCCACAGAAGACCGAUCCUACUCGAUGGGUACAAACUGAGGAAGCUGUCAUGCGCAACCCGACUGGAACCGUUCCGGAGGAACAGCAAGAACAGCCGCCUUUAUCAUCCAUGCAACACACAUUCUCGCCGUCAGAUCAGGUUUCUCCAGGCUACGGAUCACCAUAUCAAUACGCACCUCAUCUCCCACCAGGUUUGGCGAUCAAUUCUGCUGGCAUGACAUAUGAAGUUGCUACCGGACGUCCUGUCUAUUUGCAAGCUCCUGCAAAUAUGUAUGCCGCCCCUAUGAUGCAACCCGUUCCUUUCGUGUCCAGCCACGUCCAUCAUCAUUCUGCAGUGUCAUCUUCCGAAUUCAUUCCAGCAGGAACUCCGCCUAUCAAUGGGGGUUACAUGGAGUAUACUCCGACACCCUCCAUUUUUUCGUUCCCUCGUCAGUCUUCCCGUGUACAGAUCCGCGCUCCGGACGAACCGAAACAGAACGCGAGGUCGACAUCUACAUCAGAGGCUGUGGACUUGGCCGCUGGUCAGCAAUCUUCGACAGAACUUAGGUCUGAUGCCGUUGCCUUUGAACCUGCUGAGCAGUAUUACUCAGAAGGCGACGGUUUGACUGCGGUCUCUCAUCAGCAUCAGGUGCAGGAUCCCAUGAUGGGCUACUACAAUCCGUAUUACUAUCCGGAUCCUUCUUAUGGAUAUAACCCUUACCUCGACAUGUCACAGGUUGCGCCGUAUGAGAUGUUUCCUCCGCAGGGUACUGUGUACUACCAGUAA